Diuraphis noxia (Russian wheat aphid) is the source of this 3514-nucleotide messenger RNA. RefSeq names its product solute carrier family 12 member kcc (gene kcc). Gene Ontology annotation, biological process: chloride ion homeostasis; chloride transmembrane transport; cell volume homeostasis. NCBI's taxonomy places the organism in Eukaryota, Metazoa, Arthropoda, Insecta, Hemiptera, Aphididae. Gene Ontology annotation, molecular function: potassium:chloride symporter activity. The record is from RefSeq and is a predicted model, not a curated record. Gene Ontology annotation, cellular component: plasma membrane.
GCUGCAGCUAUGCCGCCACUGCCGGUACAGCACCAGCAGCAGAUCGACGAGGGUUCUCGAUCGUCACCGGCCAGACAGCACCAGAAUGGCGGUUCGCCGGCUACCAUGGCCGCKGUCGUCCCGUCGCCGAACACGCCGCGGAAGAGAGGUGAUGUUAAAGAUGAAACGUACUCGUCCGAAAAUAACAGAAACUCUGGAUAUGAAACGAAUUUAUACCUCUAUUCUGAUGAAAUGGAUGACCGGCCGCGGGUGCCUACUUUCCUCAACUCGAUCGCUGAUUACUCGAACACCAUCCCGAGUCUGGCAGAAUCCGACACCAAGUCGACCACUGCCAAACAGGGAUCGUCCAGGAUGGGCACGCUGGUCGGCGUCUACCUGCCUUGCGUGCAAAACAUCUUCGGAGUCAUUUUGUUCAUUCGGCUGUCGUGGGUGGUCGGCACGGCGGGCGUCAUCUACGGGUUCGGAAUCGUGUUCACCUGUUGCUGCGUGACAAUGUUGACUGCCAUUUCGAUGAGUGCCAUAGCCACGAACGGUGUUGUGCCUGCUGGUGGACCGUAUUUCUUGAUAUCCAGGUCAUUGGGUCCCGAGUGCGGAGGAGCUGUCGGUAUGCUCUUCUACACCGGUAUCACACUGGCCGCAUCCAUGUACAUCAUCGGGGCUGUUGAAAUCAUACUCACAUACAUGGCGCCAAGCUUAUCGAUUUUCGGCGACUUCUCCAAAGACAACAGCAUAAUGUACAACAAUUUCCGCGUGUACGGGACAAUAUUGCUGAUGGUCAUGAGCUCGAUCGUGUACGUCGGCGUGAAGUUCGUCAACAAAUUCGCGUCCGUGGCCCUGGCCUGCGUGCUGCUGUCCAUAUUGUCCGUAUACGUGGGCAUUUUUUAUAACUUCCAUGGCAGCGAUAAGCUCUACAUGUGUUCGCUGGGAAAUCGGCUGCUGAAGGACAUGGACUUGAAAUACUGUAACAAGGCGGUUGGCGGUUACUUGUACAACAUGUACUGCUCCAACGGAACCGGAGCGUGCGAGGACUACUUCGUGAGACAUAAUACAUCGAUUGUGAAAGGCAUCCGGGGCAUUAGCAGCGGCGUUUUCUUCGAAAAUAUCUUUGGUAACUUUUUGGAAAAAGGACAGUACAUAGCCAGAGGUCAUCUCCAAGAAGAUAUUCUGGCAUCGAGUCAGAAUUCUUAUAAUAUGAUAAUGGUAGAUAUCACUACAUCAUUCACCAUACUUAUUGGAAUAUUCUUUCCGUCUGUAACCGGAAUCAUGGCUGGUUCUAACAGAUCUGGAGAUCUAGCAGAUGCACAAAAAUCAAUUCCCAUUGGUACAAUAUUGGCUAUUCUGAGUACAUCGUCGGUUUAUCUGUCUGCCGUCUUAUUAUUCGGAGCUACGGUUGAUAAUUUACUAUUAAGAGACAAAUUUGGUCAGAGUAUUGGAGGACGUCUGGUGGUGGCCAACAUAGCAUGGCCAAACGAAUGGGUUAUUUUGGUGGGCGCAACUCUAUCGACAUUGGGAGCCGGACUUCAGAGUCUCACCGGGGCGCCGAGGCUAUUGCAGGCAAUAGCCAAGGACGACAUCAUACCGUUCUUGCAACCGUUUGCCAAAUCAUCGGCAUCCGGUGAACCCACCCGGGCUCUUCUCAUAACCGUAGCCGUGUGUCAGUGUGGCAUACUGAUCGGAAACAUCGACAAUCUCGCUCCGCUCUUGGCCAUGUUCCUGUUGAUGUGUUAUGCGUUCGUCAACUUGGCGUGCGUCUUGCAAACGUUGUUGCGCACGCCGAACUGGAGACCAAGGUUUAAGUACUAUCACUGGACACUGUCGUUCACCGGACUCGUGUUGUGCAUUGCUGUCAUGUUUAUGUCAAGUUGGUAUUUCGCGCUGUUAGCUCUGGGCAUGGCGGGAAUAAUUUACAAAUACAUCGAGUAUCGAGGAGCGGAAAAGGAAUGGGGUGACGGUAUGCGCGGUUUAGCUUUGUCAGCUGCGAGAUACAGUUUGCUUCGACUGGAAGACGCGCCGCCACACACCAAGAACUGGCGUCCACAGAUUCUCAUGUUGGUCAACUUCAACGCGGACCUACCGAAAUACCGAAAGAUAUUCUCGCUGGUCUCCCAACUUAAGGCAGGCAAAGGGCUUACAGUGAGCGCAACUGUAAUCGAAGGUGAUUUCAUCAAGAAAACCGGUCACGACGUGCAAUCCACCAAGAAAGAACUAGUGAGGUUGAUGGACGAGGAAAAGGUCAAAGGAUUUGCUGAUGUUUUAGUCUCCAAUAACACAUCAGAGGGACUCAGUCAUUUGAUACAAAUUGCUGGACUUGGAGGAUUAAAACCCAACACCGUCAUUUUAGGCUGGCCAAACAGCUGGCAACAAUCUGAGAACGACCGAUCGUGGCAAGUUUUUCUACACACCAUUCGUAUAGUAACAGCUGCUAAGAUGGCUUUAAUUGUACCCAAAGGCAUACGAUCAUUUCCAGACUCGGCGACAAAGCUGUCGGGCACAAUCGAUAUUUGGUGGAUCGUACACGACGGAGGCAUUCUGAUGCUCAUACCUUUCUUGUUGAAACAACAUAGAACCUGGAAAAAUUGCAAGUUGAGAAUAUUCACAGUGGCGCAGACCGACGACAACUCCAUCCAGAUGAAAAAAGAUCUAAAGACGUUCUUAUACCAACUCAGAAUACCAGCAGAAGUCGAAGUGGUUGAAAUGACAAAUAACGAUAUAUCAGCUUAUACAUAUGAAAGAACACUCAUGAUGGAACAACGAAAUCAAAUGUUAAGGGAACUCAGACUUAAUAAGAAAGAAAGUUUUGGAAUGAUGCGUAAUAUCAUAGAUUUCAAUCGAGAAACAUCGACUGGAGAGAAUACACCAUUGGUACAAUCCAUAAUAGACCAGCACCAUAGAAAAGACGCUUCGGAGGGAAGAUCGGCUACUAAAGUGCGUUUCCAGGAAGAAACCAGCAUGGACGACGAAGCGAAAAAAUCAAAAUCUGCCGAAAGUGCAUUCGAUGUCGAAGAUAAACGAACAACUGGUAAUGGUGAUAAGCCUGGAGUGUUAAAGGACUCGCUGCCAAAGGAGACAACAGAUUCAUCUACAUCGACAAUGCGACCUGACGAAGAUAAUGUGAGGAGAAUGCACACAGCUGUUAAACUGAACGAAGUCAUUGUCAGUAGAUCGAGAGACGCUCAAUUGGUUAUAUUCAACUUACCAGGACCGCCUAAAGAUACCAAAUUAGAGAGAGAAUCAAACUACAUGGAAUUCUUAGAAGUGAUGACCGAAGGCCUUGACAAAGUGUUGAUGGUGAGAGGCGGUGGUCGCGAAGUGAUCACAAUUUAUUCAUAAGUAACCUGAAGCUCACGUCUCGUCCGUCAGGUACGAAUUUUUAUACUUAUUUACACUAAUUUUAUGUUGGCCGGCAACUUUCUCAACACGCCAGGCGUCUAUCGAACGGUUUUGUUUUUUAUUUCAAAUGUUUUGUUUGUUUUUUAGUAUUAUUACGUUAAACAAAUUGUUGCACAUAAUAUAA